AGUUUAUAUACCCCGACAAAAAACCGAAUUUGUUCUGGUAUUACAUGCAUUACUGGGUAAUACCAUAGYUAGUAGAGGGAGAUAAUACAACCCUACUAUUCAACAGGAACCAAAAUUGACUUUAUUUGGAGGUAAGGGAACAUUGGAGUUCGUCGUAGGACGAUAGUGGACAAUGUACUCGCCUUUAGAUGAAACUAUGGCGAAUUUAAUGCAAGAAAGUUCAGSAAUUAGUUCGUUCUACAGUGAAGAUGCCAAGCGUAAGCUGAUUUCCUCUUUGGUACAACUGGAAAAGAAAAAGCUCAAGCAAGAGAUGGCCGUAAAUGAACGUGAAACAAUUCGCAGUGUUGAACAACUACUGCUUUGUCCUAUCUGUAACGCUGUUUCAAUUGAACCUAUUACUCUUCCUUGUGGACAUACAUUUUGUAAUUUCUGUAUUCGAGACGAGUUCUCCAGUGCAUUCUGUUUCGUUUGUCAAUCUGGUGGCACAGAAGAAACUAAAGCUCUAAACUUUCUGUUAUGUAACAUCUCUUCAAAAUUGUUCCCUAAACAAGCUCAGUUGCACAGCAUAAAAACUACAGCACAGAAAUUGAUACUACAGGGUGACUUCCWAGAAGGUUUGAAUCAACUCGAUAMAGUUCAAGAYGUUAGSAUGAAAUUGGAUUCGAAUUAUUAUUGCCUGCGAGGUAUUUGUAACACUGGGCUAGGAAAUCUAAAUUUGGCUGUACAAGAUAUUGAAACUGCAUCGGAACUGAGCCCUUUYGCAGUCCACAUUUUGUACAGGAAAGCCCGUAUCUUAGUGAAAUCUGRUGAUAAUUUAAAAGCUCUUUCAGUAUAUAUUCGUCUAUCCGCUCUUCUACCUCAAAACACAGAAUUACAACGUGAGCUUGAGACAAGUUUACUUCACUUAGUUGGCUUCACCAGUUUGAAAGAAACAUUGCGACAGGGCUUCCCAAACUCAUUUAAAAAUCCUGGUCUUUCAGGAGAACAUUUUGUUGAGAAACGGCUACUUCUAAAUGAACAGGAUUCGGCUACAUGUUCUUCAGAAGGCAUCGGAAUGAGAGACAGAUUAACAACAGGGGCACAAAGUAAUGGUUGCCCUGAGAAGGAAGUGCCCAAGACAUUACAAUUCAGUGAGAACCAGUCUUUAACACAGAUCUUUGCGGAUGAAUUUGAUUGUAAAUUAUGCUGUUCACUUUUAUACAAGCCUGUCUCAAGUCCUUGUGGACAUACAUUUUGCGACGAAUGUCUUCGUCGUAGUUUAGAUUUCCGAGUGGAUUGUCCGUGCUGUAGAACGCCUUUGACUAAAUAUCUGGCUGAGAGGCGAACUAAUGUCACUAUUGUUAUUGAGAAUAUCAUCAAAGCCGUCUUCCCUCAAGAAUAUCGGACUAGGAAAGAAAGUUUUGAAAAAGAAAUGGAAUCCAUGCAAAGUGUUGGUAAAAGCCCAGAGUUUGAAGUCCCCAUAUUUGUUUGUACUCUUGCAUUCCCAUCAGUCCCUUGUCCUCUACACAUCUUUGAACCACGUUACAAACUAAUGAUCAGAAGAUGCAUUGAAUCUGGUUCAAGACAGUUUGGCAUGUGCGCACCAAGUUCCAAUGACAACCAACCAUAUGCCGACAUAGGAACAAUGCUGAAGAUCAGUGAUGUUGCAUAUCUUCCAGAUGGUCGCUCUCUUAUCAACACYGAGGGAGUCAGGCGAUUUCAAGUCAUCUCARSUGAAAUGAGAGAUGGCUACAAUGUGGCCAAAGUGAAAUGGCUGGAUGAUGACAAGGUAGAGUCAGAAGAAGAAGAGGAAAUCAUGAAACUUCAUGUCAAUGGCUACAAGUUGCUUAAGUUUUGGUUCAAUAAUUUAUCAAAUGAACAAAGGGAAUGUAUUGUUAAUGCUAUUGGUGAUAUUCCUGCGCCUGAAGACUUACAGAGCAUGUCAAGUGACCAGCCAUCUUGGCUAUGGUGGGCACUAGCAGCAUCACCACUAAUGGACAAUCCAAAGUUGAUAAUACUCUCAAUGCCAUCUGUGUUAGAGAGACUCAGAAGUAUGUGGAGAUUUUUGAUGCUGAUGAUUAAAAUGCAACGGAAAAAUGCUGCAAAGGAAAAUUGAACUUUAUUCAACUUAAYUUAUGAGAAUUUUUAGAAUUAUGGAUUUYUAUUGUUUUGGAUUUCAGAAAGUCCUUACCAGCAAAUAAUUUACYUAUUUAUUAGUUCAAUACCUACUUUUAGUGUUGCCAUAAAGAGCAUUUGUAUUUUGGUGAGAAAUCAUGCCCUAGUGUUUUCAUUUCUCACUUAAAAAAUGGAAUAGCAUUUGAAUAGCAAGGAGAAAAUAAUGAUAUCAUACUUGCUUAUAGUUCUGUUUUAAAUAAUCUUGUGCUUUUGGCUAUACUCAKUUCUUGCCAGGAUAUGAACAACAURUCCAAACUAAAACUAUUUUCUAAUCAAARGAACACAAAAAUCCUGCAAAAACAACAUAAGAUGACUGCUUCAAGAUUAGACUAUAUGAAGUGUAAAUGAAAUYGUAAAUGUCAGUUGAACCUYAUGUUGUUUUGCUUAGAUUUUUAUGAGGACUUCAAGAGGCCCUAUGUAGGUUUCUUGCUUUAUUUUCCAACUAGCCUGUUGCCUAUAACUUUUCAAAUUCAGCAGAAGGUUAGGGGUUUUUACAGCUUAUUAGUGUCUAAGGAGAGACAAAUGUCAAUGUGGAUAUUKGACUACCAACUGGUUUUCAACCAAUUAAAACUGUAGUAUAUAGUAGUCAGCACUUUUCUUGGAUUAAAUAAGAUAGAAUUAUGCUUAAAGCCUGACAUUGGGCUUGUCAAUAUUAACACAAAAAAUGUAGGAAAUUCUAUGAAAAUAUUCAAUAAAAAGCAUAACAAUGUA
Exaiptasia diaphana is the source of this 2865-nucleotide messenger RNA. RefSeq names its product LON peptidase N-terminal domain and RING finger protein 3. The transcript is spliced from 3 exons. The record is from RefSeq and is a predicted model, not a curated record. Gene Ontology annotation, molecular function: metal ion binding; protein binding. Lineage: Eukaryota; Metazoa; Cnidaria; Anthozoa; Actiniaria; Aiptasiidae. The coding region runs from base 173 to 2095 and encodes 640 amino acids.